AUGGCCGGCUGCUCAGGUCCGGAGACGUCAAUCAACCCGGAAACGGCUGGCCAAGCCCGUUCCAUCCCGGUAACAGCCGAACCUGUCGUGAUGCGAUCCGAGCGAAGCCGCAUCAACGCUGUCGGCAUUUCGCGCGCGCUGCGCUCUGCUGAAAUUUACGCCGCUGCAACAGGUGAGGUCGACGCAGUCCACUUCGGUGGCGGCGAAAAAGUAGCCGCCAACAGUUUACUGCUUACCUUGGACGCCCGAGAUGAGCGCCUGGCAGUCGCACUCGCGGAGGUGCAACUGCAGGAUGCCGAAACAACACUAACGCGAUAUCAGAAGGCGCGGGGCGCCAAUGCCGUACCUCCAACAACACUGGACACAGCCAGGACCGCACUGGAAAGUGCUCGUAUCACCCUGCAAAGGGCCCAGGUUGCGCUCGACGAUAGAUACGUGCGCGCCCCGUUCCAGGGUAUCGUUGGACUCACCGAUGUGGAGCCGGGAGAUCGAAUAGAUGAGAGUAAUCUCAUCACAACCAUCGAUGACCGCUCUUCUCUACUGGUGCAAUUCGAAGUGCCUGAAGCUUUUGUCGGACGGGUGUCGGAAAGUGAUCGCGUCAACAUAGAAACCUGGACAGUCGAUCGGAUAAAAGCCUCAGGCACAAUCGUUGCGCUGAGCAGUCGCAUAGAACCAACAACCCGAGCCAUUCGUGCACGCGCGCAGAUACCCAAUCCUAACGACCAACUUCGUCCGGGCAUGAGUUUCCGCGUGGUCCUCGAUUUAGAGGGCGCGGUCUGGCCUGCGGUACCCGAGCUUUCUUUACAAUGGGGUGCAAGCGGUCCCUAUAUUUGGACCGUGAGCGAAGGGCUGGCAGAGCGCAUCAACGUCACUGUCAUCCAGCGCCUGGAUGGCAGGAUCCUGCUGGAUGCACCUUUGACCACCGAAGACCUCGUCAUCGCCGAGGGUGUGCAGCGCAUGCGUCAGGGCACCCGGGUGGAGGUGCUUGACGCCCAGGACAGCCUGCCCGCCUUAGGUGUACGCCGACCCUGGCUGGUAACCGUUCUUCAUCUGCUGAUUGUCAUCGCCGGGCUGGCUGCACUGCUUGGCGUCGAAGUGCGCGAGUUGCCCGACGUCGAUCGCCCCAUAGUGAGCGUGCGGGCUGUAUUCCCGGGUGCAUCACCAGAAACCAUGGAUGCGGAAGUCACCAGCCUGAUAGAAGGCGCUGUCGCCAGAGUUUCAGGCGUUAACACGCUGGAAUCUUCCUCGGAAGAAAACAGCGCCCGGAUAAGGGUCGAAUUUCAACCCGGCAUUAAUCUCGACGCAGCAGCAGCCGACGUGCGCGAGGCUGUCAGCCGCGUCGAACGAGAGUUACCGGACGGGCUCGAACAGCUGACCGUGUACAAAUCAGACGAAGAUGCUGAGCCGAUUGUGGUGCUCGCAGCAUCAAGCGAUCUUUAUACCGAAGAAGCGCUGACUCGGAUCGUGGAAAAGGACAUAGUCCCCGAGCUUAUUUCAAUAGCCGGUGUUGCUGAUGUACCUCUGUUUGGGCAGCGCCAACGCUUCCUGAGAGUGGCCGUCGAUCCAUUACGUAUGACCAGUUACGGUCUCAGCAUCAGCGACCUUGCAGAUGUUCUGCGCGAAGCGGCUCUGGAUGUGCCUGUUGGCAGCUUUCGCUCCCGCGACCAGGAUUUACUGGUGCGAACAGAUGCCUCCGCCGUUACCGAAGAGGCCAUCGCUGACCUGGUGAUUCGAGAUGGCAUCCGCGUAGCUGAUGUUGCCAGCGUUUUGUUUGCGCCGGAAGACGCGCAAUCUUUCGGCCGACUUAACGGCCGUCGUGUAGUGGGGUUCGAAAUCGUACGCCAGGCUGGUUCAAACACCAUAGAAAUCAGUGCAGCGGUUGACCGGGCGCUGACAGGUCUUAACCAGCGCCUGGACGGCGUAAAGAUCACCAAGAUCUCCGACAACGCCGAAUUUAUCAGCGGUUCAGUCCGGGAAGUUGUACGCUCCCUGGCCCUUGCAACGCUGGUUGUGUGCGGCGUGAUCUGGCUGUUUUCCGGCUCAUUGAGAAUUACGCUGGUGCCCAGCCUGGCAAUCCCUAUUGCCCUGCUUGGCACGCUCGCCGUCAUUUGGAUGCUCGGAUUCUCCAUCAACAUCCUGACGCUGCUCGCACUGGUUUUGGCGACAGGCCUGAUCGUCGACGACGCGAUCAUCGUGCUGGAAAACGUACAACGACGUCGCCAGGAAGGGUUAGGGGCCAAAGCUGCCGCUGUGCUGGGCACCCAACAGGUAUUUUUCGCGGUUGUUGCCACCACAGCCGUUCUAAUAGCAGCGUUUGUACCCAUCGCGUUUCUACCCGGUACCGCUGGCCGAUUGUUUCAGGAGUUCGGCAUUGUGCUCGCCGUGGCGGUGACGAUUUCUUCAUUCGUUGCAUUGUCUCUGGUUCCGGCCUCUCUCGCAGGCUUCGCCGAUGGCGGAACGGCAAACGCCAGCCGACCCCUCGCCCGCAUCGGUAACCGCCUGACCGGCUUCUACGAAAACGCGCUGAGCACCUCACUCCGUCAUCCUGUCAUAACAGCGAGUUUUGCCAUCAUUCUGGGAGUGGGGGCAGCAGCGAUGUAUCCUCUGCUCGGCCAGGAGCUGCUGCCCGAUGAAGAUCGCGGCACGCUCUAUGUCACCGCGUCUGGCCCUGACGGCGUCGGUCUGGCAUACACGGAAAGACAGGGAGAUCGGAUCGAAGAUGUGUUGCAGCCAUUGCUGGACAGCGGCGAAGCAACCGCACUGUAUACCAUCAUCGGUCGUUACGACCCAAACCGAGCCCAGGUUCUUGUGCGCCUCGCUCCCUGGGACGAAAGACAACGUAGCCAACAGGAUAUCGCAGCAGAACUGCAGCCCAUCCUGUCCAGAAUGCCUGGCGCCAGCGUGCGCGUAUCGAGCCCCAACAGUUUGGGUCUGCGAGGCGAAGGGGGAUUGGAAGUUGCGCUCGUUGGUACCGACUACACAGAAAUUUAUCAGGCUGCACGCGAACUGGCUGAUGAAAUCGAAACAGGACUACCAAAUCUCAUUCGGCCCCGAGUGUCCUACCAGCCAACUCAGCCACAGAUCUCGAUCGAGGUCGACCGCCGACGCGCGACGGAUCUCGGCGUGCCCCUGGCCGAUCUCGCAAGCACACUCAGGGUUAUGAUUGACGGUAUGGAGGUAGUGGACCUGAACGUCGGCGACGAUGCGAUACCCAUCUUUCUCGAGGCACCCAGUGCGACGAUCAAUGAACCCUCAGACCUCGCCAACUUAUAUGUCAGGUCAGGAGACUCGAGCCUUAUUCCUCUGUCAGCCCUGGUUAGCCUCAAAGAGGAAGGUGUUGCGGCAGAGCUAGAUCGACACGCUCAGCGCAGGGGUAUUGAGAUUGACGCCGACGUUCGCACCGGCUAUCCAUUACAGUCGGCGGUAAGUGACCUUCGCUCAUCGGCCGAUAGAAUCCUUCCCCAGGGCAUCACGUUUAUUCCGCUGGGUGCAGCAGCCACGCUGGAGGAAACCAAUCGUGACGCUCUGCUAACGUAUGCGUUUGCACUGCUGAUCGUUUUACUUGUACUCAUCGCUCAAUUCGAGAGUAUCACCAGCGCUCUGGUCGUCAUGUUGAUUGUACCCUUUGGUCUCGCCGCAGCAUUGUUUGCCCUGUUUGUUACCGGCACGACACUGAACGUUUACUCUCAGGUGGGGUUGAUCAUGUUAGUGGGUCUUAUGGCAAAGAACGGCAUCAUUUUAGUAGAGUUCGCCGACCAGCUGCGGGACCAGGGCGCUAGCGUCACUGAUGCCAUUCAGAAAGCUGCACAGGUACGCCUGCGGCCCAUCGUCAUGACACUGGUGUCGACCGUCUUCGGAGCGCUGCCAUUAAUCCUCUCCACUGGGCCGGGUGCGGAGGCAAGACAUGCAAUCGGUUGGGUCGUAUUUGCCGGCCUUGGUCUGGCUGCUGUAUUUACACUCUUUCUGACCCCGCUUGUUUAUCGGUUCAUAGCACCCUUGUCUAAACCCCGGGGCAAUGCCGCAGCAUCCCUCGAACGUGAAUUGCAGCAAUGA
This is a messenger RNA of Symbiodinium necroappetens, 4053 nucleotides long. NCBI's taxonomy places the organism in Eukaryota, Dinophyceae, Suessiales, Symbiodiniaceae. The record is from the annotation of a GenBank genome assembly.